GCAGAAUGCACACAUACAAGUUCGACGUUACUUACAACUUCUAACCUCGCACUAUCAACUUGUUGUCCCUAUUAUCAGAUUGUCUUAAUCGCACGCUCGCGUUAUUUAUGAUUGUUGUCAAUUGACUUCCUUAUUAAAUCUCAAUUUUUUCCUGUUAUUUUCUCGGUGAGACUAUAACUUAUAGACGAACCAAUCAUAUUUAAAGUAACAGGAGUUGGAUUUUGGCGCGAGACUCACUUAUUCAUUUAGCUAGAUAGCAUUUUAGCAUUCUAGCUGGUGUUUAUAACACUCCUCCAACACAAGAAACCUUCAGGCUAAACACUCCAGUUAUGUUCAAUUGAUCACUAGAACUGAAUGUUAACUUCGUUUGUUGCUUUUCGAGUCAUAAAUGAAUCAAUCUCGUUCUGUUCUUAGACAGCUAAAACAUUUUUCGUGUGUACGUUAUCUAGCAAUAGGUCUCUCUGAUAAUGGAAGUUUUGUCUUCUCACAGAAAAGUGUCGGUGCUGAUGUUGAUAUGGUUAACUAUAAUACACCUGGAAUUUAUUUUGCAGCUUACAAUCCAGAAGGAUUUAUUUUAAACACAGGUGUGAAGGUGAUUGGACCAUGCGCUGCUUUUCCGCGGUUCGCUCUUAGUUGGAAGGUGAAAGAUGCUUUGGAUAUUUCUGAGGAGUCUCUAUCUUUGCUUUUCAUGCUGGAGCCUCCACUUGAGGUUCUUAUCAUUGGUAAGGGAGAAACAAAAAGUCCAGUUGACUACCAACGAAUACUAAAUAUAUGCUGGAAACAUCGUCUGCCUGUGGAAGUGAUGUCAACACAUCAUGCUAUAGGAACAUUUAACUUUCUGAAUUCAGAAAGACGAUAUGUAGCUGCAGCUGUCAUUCCUCCUCGUCGUCUUGAUGUAUAUGAUGAAGCUGAUAAAAGAGCCACGCAUCUACUAUUGGAAAGAGAGAGUCAACAAUCAGACGAAAUACCUCUACUGAGUCCAACCAGCACUAAGUUGUUGGAAUCCAGUGAUUUUAAAGGAGAUAUUAUUGUUUCACGUUCACCUUUGAUAAGUGGUAAUACACCAUCCUCCACGUCAUUGCCUUCUGGAAGCGAAGAAAAAACAUGAACUUAGCACUUUAAUGUUUGUAUAUAUGUGAUUAGACAUUAACACGUGUUUUUACCCUGUUGUUUCACUAUUGUGCAUAAUAAACGCCUAGAUAGCAUAA
Messenger RNA from Schistosoma intercalatum, 1208 nucleotides. The record is from the annotation of a GenBank genome assembly. NCBI's taxonomy places the organism in Eukaryota, Metazoa, Platyhelminthes, Trematoda, Strigeidida, Schistosomatidae.